AUGGGCGGAGAAUAUUGCACUCACAUAACUGAUAUUAGGAUGAGUCUCUGUACAAUAGCUCGGCGACUAUGUCUUUCAAAAUCAUCCUCUGGGAGUCGCCUUUCGGUAAUUUGCGCUCAUCUAUACAGCACUGAGGCUGCAAAGGACACGGGUGCUAAGAAGUACAAGUACCCUGAUGUAUACGACCCAUAUGGGCCUAUGCCGCCACCGUCAGACAAAGUUGUGGAUCUAGCUGACCGCAUUGCUGCCCUCCCUCCUGAGGACAUCAAACAGAUUGCCCCAGCCCUUCUCUUCAGACUGAACCAAGAGCCGCCACAGGCGAUAUCUGGCCAGGGUUUCAGUUUUGGUGCUCAGGGUGGUUCUGGGGCCGGUGCUGGGAAGGCUGAGGAGAAAAAAGUUGAGAAGACAGUCUUCGAUGUCAAGUUGGAGAAAUUCGAUGCUGCUGCAAAGAUCAAGAUUAUCAAGGAGAUCAGAACAUUUACGGAUUUGGGGCUCAAGGAGGCAAAGGAACUAGUGGAGAAGGCCCCAGUCAUUCUGAAGCAAUCGCUCACAAAGGAGGAAGCGGAAGCAAUCAUAGGGAAGAUAAAGGCAGCUGGCGGUGUCGCUGUGAUGGAGUGA
Messenger RNA from Miscanthus lutarioriparius, 618 nucleotides. Lineage: Eukaryota; Viridiplantae; Streptophyta; Magnoliopsida; Poales; Poaceae. The record is from the annotation of a GenBank genome assembly.